Molecule: messenger RNA, 17748 nt
Organism: Mirounga angustirostris (Northern elephant seal)
Lineage: Eukaryota; Metazoa; Chordata; Mammalia; Carnivora; Phocidae
Gene: GFM1
Product: G elongation factor mitochondrial 1
Exons: 19
Coding region: 123-2387 (754 amino acids)
Biological process (GO): mitochondrial translational elongation
Cellular component (GO): mitochondrion
Molecular function (GO): GTP binding; translation elongation factor activity; GTPase activity
Source: RefSeq, a predicted model, not a curated record
UUCGACUCGGAAGCGCUCUUCCCGCACUGAUUGCCGGCGUGACUCUGAGCGGUUCGAGGGGUGGGUCGGGUUGCUGAGCAGAACCACAGCUACCGGACCUUGACGCCCGUUCUGCGCUUGCCAUGAGGCUGCUGGGAGCAGCCGCCGCCGCAGCUUUGGGGCGCGGGCCGCUGCCGCGGGUCCCCGCCGCCCUGGGCUGGCCGGGGAAGCAGGUUAAUUGGAAAGUUCACCGAUGGUGUUCAUCAGGAGUGAUUCCGAAUGAAAAGAUACGAAAUAUUGGAAUCUCAGCUCACAUUGAUUCUGGGAAAACCACAUUAACAGAACGAGUGCUUUACUACACUGGCAGAAUUGCAAAGAUGCAUGAGGUGAAAGGUAAAGAUGGAGUUGGUGCUGUCAUGGAUUCCAUGGAACUAGAGAGACAAAGAGGAAUCACUAUUCAGUCAGCAGCCACCUACACCAUGUGGAAAGAUGUCAAUAUCAACAUUAUAGAUACUCCUGGACACGUGGACUUCACAAUAGAAGUGGAAAGGGCCCUGAGAGUGUUGGAUGGUGCAGUCCUUGUUCUGUGUGCUGUUGGAGGGGUGCAGUGCCAGACCAUGACUGUUAAUCGUCAGAUGAAGCGCUACAACGUUCCUUUUCUAACUUUCAUUAACAAAUUGGACCGAAUGGGCUCCAAUCCCGCCAGGGCCCUGCAGCAAAUGAGGUCUAAACUGCGUCAUAAUGCAGCAUUUAUGCAGAUACCCAUUGGUUUGGAGGGUGAUUUUAGAGGUAUAAUAGAUCUUAUUGAGGAACGAGCCAUCUAUUUUGAUGGAGACUUUGGUCAGGUUGUUCGAUAUGGGGAAAUUCCAGCAGAAUUCAGGGCAGCGGCAGCUGAGCACCGGCAAGAGCUGAUUGAAUGUGUUGCCAAUUCAGAUGAGCAGCUUGGUGAGAUGUUCCUGGAGGAAAAAAUCCCCUCAGUUUCUGAUUUAAAGUGUGCAAUCCGAAGAGCUACUCUAAAUAGGUCAUUUACUCCUGUCCUUUUGGGAAGUGCGUUGAAGAACAAAGGAGUUCAGCCUCUUUUAGAUGCUGUUUUAGAAUACCUCCCAAAUCCAUCUGAAGUCCAAAAUUAUGCUAUUCUCAAUCAGGAGGAUGACUCAAAAGAGAAAAACAAAAUCUUAAUGAACUCCGAGAGAAGCAGUUCCCACCCAUUUGUAGGCCUGGCUUUUAAACUGGAGGCUGGGCGAUUUGGACAGUUAACUUAUGUCCGCAAUUAUCAAGGAGAGCUGAAGAAGGGUGACACCAUCUAUAACACGAGGACAGGAAAGAAAGUGCGGGUGCAGCGGCUGGUUCGCCUGCAUGCCGACAUGAUGGAGGAUGUUGAGGAAGUGUACGCUGGAGACAUCUGUGCAUUGUUUGGCAUUGACUGUGCUAGUGGAGACACAUUCACAAACAAAAAUAGUAGUGGCCUUUCUAUGGAGUCAAUUCAUGUUCCUGAUCCUGUCAUUUCAAUAGCAAUGAAGCCUUCUAACAAGAAUGAUCUGGAAAAAUUUUCAAAAGGUAUUGGCAGGUUUACAAGAGAAGAUCCCACAUUUAAAGUCCACUUCGACACUGAGAGCAAAGAGACAAUUGUAUCUGGAAUGGGAGAAUUACACCUAGAAAUCUAUGCUCAGAGGAUGGAAAGAGAAUAUGGUUGUCCUUGUGUCACAGGAAAGCCAAAAGUUGCUUUCAGAGAGACCAUUACUGCCCCCGUCCCGUUUGAAUUUACACAUAAAAAACAGUCAGGUGGUGCAGGCCAGUUUGGAAAAGUGAUCGGUGUACUGGAGCCUCUGGACCCAGAGAACUACACUAAGUUGGAGUUUUUAGAUGAAACAUUCGGGGCUAAUAUUCCAAAGCAGUUUGUGCCUGCAGUAGAAAAGGGGUUUUUGGAUGCCUGUGAGAAAGGCCCUCUUUCUGGUCACAAGCUCUCUGGGCUCCGGUUUGUCCUGCAAGAUGGGGCGCACCACAUGGUGGAUUCCAAUGAAAUCUCUUUCAUCCGCGCAGGAGAAGGUGCUCUUAAACAAGCUUUGGCAAAUGCAACAUUAUGUAUUCUUGAACCUAUUAUGUCUGUGGAAGUUAUAGCCCCAAAUGAAUUUCAUGGACCUGUGAUUGCGGGAAUUAACCGGCGCCAUGGGGUAAUCACAGGACAAGAUGGGAUUGAGGACUAUUUUACACUGUAUGCAGAUGUCCCUCUAAACGGUAUGUUUGGUUAUUCCACUGAACUUAGGUCAUGCACAGAGGGAAAGGGAGAAUACACAAUGGAGUACUGCAGAUAUCAGCCUUGUUCACCGUCCACACAAGAAGACCUCAUCAAUAAGUACUUAGAAGCUACAGGUCAACUUCCUGUAAAAAAGGGAAAAGCCAAGAACUAACUUUCCUCACUUUAAGUUGACUAGCUGUAACUGAAUCUGCGAGAUUUAUAUACUUUAAUGGAUUCUGGUGGAAUGAAUUCAGGCUGAAACAAAUUUUAGAAGCCCUUCCUAUUCUAUUCAGGAGCUUCUGUCAUAUUCAAAGAUAAUUCUAUGUGUAUCCCAACUCUGUGGAUUGGUUUUACAGUUCCUUGAAAAACAUCAAAUAAAAUAUGACUAUUACUGAAAUAUAUUUAAUAUCUAAGGGAAGAAGAGACGGAUUUCAGUUAUACUUCUAAGCGUAGAAUGGUAUGUAAACUUCCUUUCCGAAUACCUUAUGCUAAGAAUUUUCACCAUAUAGAAAAGCUGAAAAAGGCAGUACAGAGAACAGGUCUAUACCUUCCAUCUAGACUCAAUAAUGAACAAUCUUGUUAACAAUUUGUUCAUCACAUAAUAAUUUAUUUGUGUCAUAUUUGCCUUAUCUGUCUUUGUCUCAUACCUCUAUAUUUAAAUUUUUUUUAAAUUAUUGUUUUGCUGAACAGUAAUUUGAAAGUGAAUUGCUUAUAUCAUGACACUUCUUAGGAGUGUCCUCUUUUAAUAAGCAGGCUUUUGUGGAAGGCAACUGUGCUCACCACUGUACCACCAACACCCACUUGAACAAGACUUUUUUGUUUCAGAGUGGAUUUCCCAUGCUCUUAAUAGAGAACAUUUUUCAGAUUCUUCAUUGGAAUAUUAUGUAAUAUGGCUAGUAAAUUUCUAGCUGUUUUAUAUAUAGGUGAUUGCUUCAAUUUGUGGCUUCUGCAAAUUUGUAAAUGCCUAUUUUUAUGUUAGUUUCUUGUGGACAUUUUAAAAUGAAAAGCAGAUCCUUGCAUAUUGCUAUUCUUACCUAUGUUCAUUUUAAUGUUUCUGCAACUCUGAAUAAUAAAACAUAAUUUACAUAGUUGCUGCCUGGUCAGUUUCAUUCACCUGGUAAACGCUAGUUGAAUUUGAGUCUGUUGGAAUAUCAUAUAUUGUAUUCGUUGACAUUGUGAAAGAACAAAUGUUAAGUUUUUGUUUCUAGAAUAGGUUGGAUUUUCCUGAACAGUACUACCAUAUUGUUUAGGAUUACUUCAUCCCAAAUCAUCUGAUGGGAGAGGCAUUUCCUUGUCCUUUCUCUUAGUGGAUAAUAGAGAUAAAAUAACAGUUUUAAAUUCCUUUCUUUUUUUUGAUUAUAGGUUUGGCUUUAUAACUUAAGCUUUCUAUUAAAAGAUUUUUUGAAGUAUUGAGCAUGUUUUCGAAGUAUCUGCUAAAUGCUUUAAGUGCAUUUAAUUUAGUUGUCACAACGCUAUGAAAGUGGGUACUAUUAGCCACUUCUAUUUACCAUUUUGAAAUAGAAGAAGCAAAAGCACGGAGAAGGUAAAUAACUUGUCCAAGACCACACAGCUUGUUAAAUUUUCAAGUUGGUAAUUAGUUGUAUUCGUGAAACCGCAUGCAUUUUCCCCAUGAAUAUGUCUGUUGCUAUCGUAGCAUCCAGCCUGAAUAAUAUUGGCUGUGGCAUUUCAUCAGCAGCUCAUGCUAUUGACAAUGACUUUGAAAAUUGUUCCUGAGGAGGAAAUACCUUCCCAGAAUUUAGUACAGUUUCUCUGGCUAUUGCCAACAGUUAGGAAUAUUGGAACUAAGACGGGUAAGUUUUGAUGUGUUUUUAACUUGUUAAACAUUCUGGUUAUAAAGACAGAGCAUCAGAAAAAAACCUAGAUAUUUAAUCCAACACCAGCAUUUCAUAGGCAAAAACACAGGCCUGGCUGGUGGGAGUAACAAGAGUAGGAUGACACAGGGAUAGAUCGAGGACCAGAACCUGCAUCUCUUGCCAUCUCUUGCUAAUUAGUUUGGUUAUAACUGGUAAAGACCACGUAGCAACCAAGGUUUGUAGCAAGGAAAAAAUUAACGAGAAUAUUCAUAAAUGAGGAUUUUUUUAUAUUACUCUUACGAAGGAUAAUUGUUGGCUAAUUUAAAGAAAGACAGUAUUGUGUUGGAGAAGAGUAACAGCACUAGGCAGGCAGUAUUGCAGUGAUUCCCAACCCACUAAUUCUGGCUGCACUUUAAAAAUCACAUGGGGAGCUUUAAAAAGAAUUGCCCAGUCCAGUCUCUAGAUGCUUGGAUUCUUUGGAUCAAGAUCAAAAGUUUUCCACUUGAUUCUAAUAUACAGGAAAGUUUAAAGAGCAGUAUUCCCUGCACCUCCGAGACAUGAAAUGGAAGAUUUAUUUAUUUGUGUCACAUUUUUCAUUUUCUCUUGUGUGAUGUUAGAGUUGGGCUAUAUGGGUUCUUAGUUUGACAACUUUGUCUUUAAAGAAAUAGGGUCAGUUUUCUGUCUAUUCCUUUUCCUCCCUGCUCACUCUUAAGAUUAUUUAGUUGUAAAAUCAUCAAAAUUAAAUCCUGAAGUGUUAGGAUUUUUCAUAUUUUAAUAUUUUUGAAAUCUGGAUGGGUUUUAAAAUUGAUGCCAAUGAAAGUAGGCAGCCACCAGGUAGUAGUAAAUUGUGACCAUGUAGAAGUAUAUCCCUUUGUAAGAAGACAACUGUUUGCAUUGCUAAAACUGUAAUUGGUGAGUGAGAGCUUUAAUUGCUGCUUAAAGUGUCUUCAAAUAACACUGGAAUGCACCCUUGAAACAGUUUGUUGUAUUUACAAUUUAUUUAUGAGCAUUCAUUUAUUCGUUUGUCCAUUCAAAUAAGUGCCAGGUAGCAAGUUAGGUGGUUGUAGCACUUUGAAAGCUAGGCAAGGUCACAGAACAGGUCAUAGAAUUUUCUAAGCUGAGCGAAAUUGGUGGAAUAAACUCAUUUCAUGAAGAACUAUCAUUCAAGGGCAAAUAUAGAAACUUCCAAAUGACUUUGAGAAGAAUUUGUUUAAUUUCUAACAAUUCAUAAUUCAGGUAGGAAAAAUGAAACAGAAGGCAGUGGGAUGCAGACAAAAUCCUGGUAUUAUUUUGUAUGUCUUAAAAUUUUGAAAGUUCUAGAGAUUAGGAAGAUAAAUGUGAUGCUAUAUAUACCUGCCAUUGGCUCAGUGGUUGAGAAGAAUUUAGGCUCCUAAUGAAAAGAAGACUUAGGGAAUUUAGAGUUUUCAUUUUAUGUCAAAGCUGAUGAAAUAAUUUUUCUCUGCUGUUAGCUGGCAAAAUCAAUAUUCGUAAAAUCAGGUCAGCAAUUUUAGAGUUUGUGCUAGAGAAGAUGUUCUUAUUGUGAUAUUAGUGAGAAAUAUUUGGUUUAACUUUAGGGAGUUUUAUAGAUUUAGACAACUGUGUUUGUUGUCUAUGUGUAGAAUUCCUCUUCGUAAUCUAUUGUACUGAAAUAAAUCUGUAAAUUGAAUAAUGGUCAUAUUUGUGAGCCUAAUCUCAUUAAUUAAAAAAUGCUUUCAUGAGGAAGAGGACUUUGAGAUAAGUGACAGUAGAAAGCUGAAACCCUUUUCUAGCCCUUAAUGUGAUACUAAAAAGUUGAUUAAAGAUCACAGGACAGGGUGCCUGGGUGGCUCAGUUGGUUAAGCGACUGCUUUCAGCUCAGGUCAUGAUCCUGGAGUCCCUGGAUCGAGUCCCGCAUCAGGCUCCCUGCUCGGCAGGGAGCCUGCUUCUCCCUCUGACCCUCCCCCCUCUCAUGUGCUCUCUCUCACUCUCUCUGUCUCAAAUAAAUAAAUAAAAUCUUUAAAAAAAAAAAGAUCACAGGACAUUGACAUUAUUACUAUAAUGCUCUUGGCACCUUUGUAUUAAGGUUAAGGUUAAAUUAAGAUUAUUUAGGGAACUUCAUUUAAAGGAGCUUAUUGCUUGGUUUUGACAUAAUUUAAUCAUUGUAGAUGGAUAUUUUAGAAAAAGUAUUUUCUUUGCAUUAUUACGUAGGUGGGAGAUCUGGUGUUUCAUUUAAAUGAUUGUUUCCAGUGCUUCAGGAUACUUAACAGUUCUUUAAAUCAGGUGGAUAUUGGGAAGAUGAAGCAAAGGGCUUUAAAAUAUAUAUAUAUAUAUGGACUAGAUCUAAAAAGUAUCUGUUCGUUUUUAUUUUGUAAUAGUCCAUGUCUGUAAAAUUUUUCUCUUCAGCAUAAACUUUUCUAAUUUUCUGACAGUAUAGACUUAAGAGUAAUAUUUUGGGAUAUUUUAAGGCUGAUGCUUCCUAACCAAGGAUCCUGGUUAACCGUUUUGAGACACUGACAUAAGCAUUCCAUUAAAUGUGUAGGGGCCAAGGGCAGGCCACCCCAAAAUGUCCCACUUCGGUAUAUUGAUUAUUUUAAAUAAAAGUUGCAUAAGAGACAAGACUGCACAAGGACACCUGGAUCACACCCUCUAUGCCCCUGAAAGCAGGAAAUGAAUCUCUGAGGUGAAAAGGCACCCUCUCUGUACCACAAGGUAAAGAAACAUCCUUAUUAUCAGAGAGGAAAUUUAGAGCCAAGAAAGCUGUAUAAACAACCCUUGUAACUUGUUACUAAUUUAGAAUUCUUUACUAAUUGAAGGUUAAUCAAAGUUAAGUUUUUUUUGUCCUGUCAAUUCCUCACAGGUUGUCUCUGUCUAUAAAGUAUAAAAACUACUCAUUUUUUUAGGUCUCAAUUGCAUUAUUGGGCCUCUCUGCACAUAUAAUAAAACUCUUUUUUCUCCUGUUAAAUCUGUCACCUAUCAAUUUAAUUCUUAGACUAGCUGGAAGAACCUUGAAUGAAAUUUAGAUUCCUCCCCUAUAGUUGGCAUAUUUGCAGGAUCAGCUUCCACGGGAUAGUUACUCCGAAGAUUCUGCAGUUUUAAGAUAUUGGGAAAUCUGACAUACAACCAGCAGAAGGUAAGAUUUCUUUCCAUGUCUGCCUCCCAGAAUCUCUGUCUGCAGAAUCUGGUGGAGUGAGAGUAAUGAGAAUCUUUUUUUUUUUUUUUCCUCUCUCUAAAUUUAGAUUAGCAAGAAACAAUCUUGUGGAACUAAUACAUUGGACUUAGCAAGUCUUGGUAAAAAUGUGGUUGAGUACUGUUAGUGAUCCAUUUCCUCCCAGAGAUGGUCUUUGUUUUCCUUUGUCUCUGUGUUUUGUGUCGUUUGUCAUAAAAAGGAAUUUCCAUGGGGCAGAAAGCAGGCGUAGGCUCUAGAAGCCCCCUGUUUGAGCCAGCCUCACAGACUUAUGAAUAAAUGGCUCUCAUCAGACUGGUGUCUGCUCAGACAAACUUGACUGUGAGUUAAUGUGCACGUGAGGUAAAGGUUGUUGCCACGGGAAAUCUUGGAAGCCAGAGCCUAAAACUGGUGGGCAUGGGGUGAGCACUUAAAAGCUAUUAGAGUGCUUACUGCCUAACUCAGUGACUCCCAUGUUAGGAUAAGUUGGUCACAGAACAGGUUAGAUUAACAAUAGGUCACCUGCCUAACACCACACAGUCUGCAACCCACGGCACAUCCCUCGUAGUUAUUAAAUAGUUUGGCUCUGAGAGACCCAGCAGAUAGCUAAAGCUGUUAAUGUGUACAUCAGAAAAACCAGAUGAGAUUUUUUCCUUUCAUCUUGUCAUAUGUCCUAAGAGCUUGGCUUCGUGAUCAGUAAGAAUAUUCUCUCUGGUCUUCACCUUCUGGACGGUACACUUACUGGUGUGCAACUUGAUGGCCAAAUAGACUGGGGUUCCAAGACCUGCAGUUACAAGCAGCCCACUUCGUCUGGGCAUGCCAGUUCUCAAGGGAGUUUGUCAUAAAAGGUCCUAGCCCAUAAGGGGCCUUCGUCAUCUAUCCUUCAUUGCUUGUUAGUGUUGGAAAGUCUAGUAGUGUCUGGCAGCUGUCAGAGAUUAGCGGGUCUACUUACUUUUGUGGGAGACUGACAACACCGUUUUCGCUACAUCAUCCUUACGGCCUAUGCAACAAAGUCCUUUGCUUGCCUAGACAGUCUUUGGAGAGAAACUUUUGUAUAAUGGCAGCUACGCUAUCUUCCCUCUCUAGGGACACCUCUUGCGUCUUGGAUUACGCCAUCAAAGGGCUUACUGGUUUGAGUUGCUACUGGAAUUAAUAAGAUCCUACUUGUCAAUAGCUGGAAGAGAGGUCCUUUAAAUUGGCCGUAUUUGCAAGGAAACAUUUAUGGAGAGUUCUCAAUUGUCUGAUUAGUAUAAUCACUAAACUUAGGGAUGCCCCGAAUGAGAUGAAAGAAAAAAAAAUUAGACCUAAGACAUUAAUGUCCACAUCUAACAUAAAUUCCUUCUUAAAAUCCAGCCCCAUCUGCCUAUUUUAACUUUCCCUGGAAGAUUUACAGAGCACACUCUGGUCUAGUCUCUCAGUUCAAAGUAGACAGGUUACUCAAGCUAGUCAUGUACAUUCUGAAAGCCAGAAAGUGCAUGUAGCAGAAGCACCUGGGACAGGCAGUAGGGCCUGCUUUGCUGUAAUCAGGCCCUGUCAGCUUCAGGAAUUUGUGGGCAGUACCUUCGUAGAUGUGUCCUAGACCCCGCCACUGCAAAACCCAUGUCUCCUGAACAGCAGCAGAUCUUGUGAAUUGAAAAGCCUUUUUUCCUCCACUUUCAGAAGAUCCCACCAAAUUCAGAGAAGAAUUAGCUUAAUGGCUAUUCCCAGGCCCACUCACAGAGACCUUGAUUGGCUGCUAAGGACACAAUUGGAAACACUGGUUAUAUUACCACGAUUUUCACCGGAAUAUUGUAUUUGAGGUAGACAUGAAUAGACUCAGACAUGGCCAUACAACUUUAAGGUUGACUUUAUGGAAAGUCUUGCUUACAGGGAUCCAAGCAGCCUUACUAGGUGAGUAAGCAUGGUCACUACAUUGUGGGUACAAGAACUUCAGGAUAUUCUGGGGACCUCAAGAAGAGAGGAAUUAACCCCAACUAUAGGUAUUAUAGGCAAAGUCUCAUGGCAAGUAUUUGGCUUGGCUUCUGAACUUCAGAGGCUAUUAAAAAUUCAGUCAGAAGAUUCCUUACAAAAAGUUCAAGCAAAGCAGAUUUAAAAGAGCCUUUAGGAUCAAUCACUAUUCUUGCUGUACUUAUAUAAAAUAAUCAGGCCAAGUUUAUUAUUUAUUUUGCAAACAAAUUAGCCUUAAUCUGGCUAUCUUUGGUAAAAAUAAGGGUGAUUAUACAGAGAAAAAUUUUGUUUCACUAACCCUCCUUUGUGGAUAUUAGAUUCUAACACAGUUCAUUAUAAACUGGGCUAGAUCCUGAUUUUAGUUUCCUCCAAUGCCUGGCUACAACUCUCCAAAUGAAUGUCUUUGAUUUCUUUGCCAUUCUUUUGACUUGCAAUCAUUUGAGAACUAAAACUGGCCUUUUUCCUAAAGCCCUGCGAACUGAAUAUGAACAACUUGGUGUAAAAUUCAGAGAAAUCACCACAACAGCUCAAUCUUCAUGCCUGUUGUUCUAUGGGCCACUCAAAACGAUCACCAGAAAUACCCAAACUACAAAGAAAAUCUGUCAGAUCGCCAUCAUCACCCCUAAAAGCACCUAUCUGAAGAUGCUCUAACCCUGCAUCUAGAAGUCCUCUCGACUAACUACCCUCAGUACUCAGAAACUGGUUUAUAAAUUUGAUCCAGUCCUUAACCAUUGUUUUUUUUAUUUCCAUAGAAAUGCCUCUUACCUGAUUAUUUGAACCACAGGCUUAACUUUGAGAAGACACCUACAUUACUAUGUCCUGAAACGAGUUUAACUGAAUUGACCUAUUGUCAGAACUAAGAGAUUCAACAAGAAGGAACAAUCUACAGCUCAGUUUGUAAUAUGUGAAACUUUCAGGAAAGCUUCCGUGGUAGGGACUGUAGAGGCCAAGGGCAGGCCACCCCAAAAUGUCCCCUUUGGCAUAUUGAUUAUUUUAAAUAAAAGUUACUUAAGAGACAGACUAUACAAGAGGGACACUCAGAUCCUCUUCUGUCUUCCUGAAAGCUGGAAAUAAAUCUCCCAUGUGAAAAGGUACUCUUUCUAUACCAUGAGGUAAAGAGACAUCGUAACCAGAGAUAGGAAAUUUAAGAGCUAAGAUGGUUACAUAGACAACCCUGGUUACUUGUUAUUAAUUUACUACCUCAGUCCAGAUUCUGUUUAGAAUUCCUUACUAAUUGAGGCUCCCAAAGUUAAGUUUUCUUUGUCCUGCCAAUUCCUUAUAGAUUUAUACUGUUUGUUUAAAAAGUAUAAAAACUGCCUGCCUUGGUCAUUUCUUUGGGUCUCAACUGCAUUAUUAGGCCUCUCUGGUUUUUUUUCUCCUGUUAAUCUGUCUCAUAUCAAUUAAUUAAAGUCUUAGACCAGAUGGAAGAACCUUGAUGGGUAGAAGAAAAUUUGAAUUCCUCCCUACAAAUGAUACGAAUUUUGAAAGGCAAAUGAUGGCCACGUUUCCUGGAUCACUUCUUCUUGCCUUGGGGAGGUACUCUACUGAAUUUGAUUAUGGUACAUACUGUGUUUACUUUUAUAAAUUAAUUUAGGGCAAUACUGGGUGCAAACUGUUAGAAUUUCAGUUACAUCACUAUUCCAUUUGCAGACACUUGGCUUUAUCCAUGAAGCACUAUAUUUUUAUCUAUAAAAUUCGAAUUAAGCAAUAUUAAGUUAAUUUUAUUCAGUUUAGCACAAAUUUUGCCAAUGUAUACAAAUCUCUACAAACACAGUGAACACAUUUUAUAUAGAAAUGUAAACAUUUAUUUAAAAGUAGAUAUCAAAAAAGAAUACUUGCUUGGAAUGAUAAGAAAUAGUAAAGUUCCUCUAAACUGAUAACAUUUUCCCUACAAUUUGCUUUCAUUGCGAUAUAUUAUCUUUUUUACAUCCUAGGUAGAAGGAAUUUAGCAAUAGAAAAUGGUUGGUUGCACUACAUUCACAGUAAUGAGAAAUACAGAGGUGAGACCAUCAAUUUUUGUUUUGUUUUGCUAAACACUUAUUGAUCCAAUUACAGCAUACACUAACUUUUUUAGAUUUUAGGGCUGAAACCCUGAGAAACCCGUGGAGGAAACUGUUUAGCACUGAGCAGAGUUCAGUGUAUGCCUAUGUUCCCAGAAUUAAAGCAUCUUUUAAUUUUUGAGUAUUGUAAUUGCAGGCUUUCUCAAAUAUUAGACUACCUUAUACCUUACCUAUUUUAUCAGAGUAAUUAUUUAGGCUAUUUAGUAUAGUCAUUUUGUUUAGAAUUUGGUAUAAGCAGAUCCUUUUUUCUUUUCAGAAAUUAAGCUCUGUUGGUGCCACAGCUGAACCUUCCUCAGUUCCAGAGGCUUCUUCUGGCGUCUGUAGCUCUUGACAGUGGUACUUCACUUUAAGUGGUUUACCAGGGUACCAGACCAAGUGAAUACGACAGGGAAUGAUUUCCUAGAAAAUAAGAGUUCUAAAAUAUUAUGAUCUGCAGAAAUUUCUGGUGAACACAGUUCUGUACUGUAGGAGUGCUGGCCAUACUGACUCAGCCUCUGGCCCUCUGUCUUGUUCAUGUCCGGGCAGUGACCUCCCUCAGGAACACGUUCCAGGCCCCUCGGAGGUAAUGUGUGCCCUGUCCUGAAUGCAGGGAGGCUUAUUUUGAUCACUAGUAGAGAUCCCCCCAACCCCGCACAGAUGGUGCCAUGAGGUCUGUUAAAAUAUCAGACCCCUGACCGCACCACAAUGGCUACUGCACAUCCCCUUGUUCUAUCAGAUCUGUGAAUGAACAGUCUGGACUUUGCAGAGAAGAGCUGUGCAGUGCCUCGAUCCCUGCCUGCCGACCCCCCUUGGCAACAAGUUACCCUGAAUCAAACUCUAUGUAAAUGUGGAGCUGCCUGCUUUGCUUUUUGGUCUCAAGGGGCCUUCUCAGUUUGGACCAUACUUUACUGCCCCCCCACCACCACCGUGUAACAUACAUUCCAUUUUGUUUUACCUGUGUCGAGAAUUCAUGGAGUAGAACGGUAUAAUCAAAAUCAACUGCAUCAUCAUUUGUUUUCUAGAGAAAGAAAAAAAGAGUGGGUGUAAUAAAUAGCGUAGAUUUAUAUUAGUUCAGAGUUUGGAAGGCUUAUAUCUUAAAUUCCUAUUUGGAUGAGUGCCUUGAAUCUCCUGCUGCCUCUUCAAUUUGAACCUCAGUUCCUCUGGUAGAAGCCUGCAUUGAGAUAUGAAAGUCAUGGAUUCUGUUUUGUCACCGAGUUAGAUGAAAAUCUAGUUGAAUAUCUUUCCAUCACUUUUGCUCUCUGAUAAGUAUGGUUUUGGUAGAGGCUAAGUUCUGUGGGAAUAGGGAGAAUCUUUUGACAACCUAUGGAAUCUAGAUACUGUCUAUGCACCUCCAUUUGAUAUGUUAGCCCUGACAUAUAUAUAUAUGUUUAAAAAUUGGUUUUACUUAUAAACUUGAAGUGUUUUUUUCAGGAGAGUGCCUUCUUAUUCUGUUUUUGAAAAUAGCAUUUCUGGUGGAAAUCAUAGCAGUCCCUAGAUUUUAGGCAAAAAAGGAAAUCCUGAAACAAAUGAUGGGUUUCCAACUCCAUUUGAUAAACUACUUUGCUAAAUACACUGUUACAUAUUUUUUAAUACAAAAACUUGGGUUAUUAUAAUGUUUGUAAACCCUGUGCCAUUUAAUUAAGACCUUCCUCAAUAACAUUAUUAAACCUUUCCAUUUUUGUUUUUAUAGAUCCUUCCUCCUCCAGGAGGAAGCACCCUUACACCAACCCAAAAAGCAGGGUUUAUUACAAAACUGCAGCAGGGGACACUGCACACUCCAGCCUGGCAAAGUAGCCCAGGCUUGGGCUGCCCUCACCAACGCAAGCUCUGCCAAGUAGUAAUUAUUUUUAAUGUUAUUCAGAAAUAAUCUCCUUGGCUUCUGUUCAAAUUAUCACAAAUGCCAAAUCCUUAUAAUCCAAAUUGAUGAUUUACUGUUACAUCUUCCAGUAACUCAGCACUCUAAUCUUCCUAGAGACAGACUAGAAGUGUUUUGUUUGUGCCCUUUUAUUACUCAUGAUCCCCACCAGAACCCGUGUGGUUUUAGUAGAGAGUAAGCAGGCUUAAAUUAUUAAUAUAUACCAUCCAAAGUAGACUUCCUAGUCGAAUAAAUAAUAAGGUUGGUAAGAAGCCUUCUAUAAUGCACCCUUGGCGGCAGGGGGGGCCCUCCAGGCAGGGUAAGGCCUCAGGCUGAUUGCUACAGGAUAAUUUGGGGUGCUGACAGUGUCUGGUAUUCUUAAGAGUUGAAACAAUGCUCACUUUUACUUUUCUCAAUUCAUAUUAAAGGCUAAGGGUGUGAGGAAAGUCCUCAAUCUGUUUUUGUUUUUGUUUUUGUUUCUGUCGCCAGCACAUAUCUCCCUUGCCCUUGGUACAGUCCUCAUGGCAUUAGGAAUGGCAUCUAUCUUCAGUUCUAAAGUGAUAAUUGUGCUGGUCAGUAUUUUAGUCUUGUUUCUCCCAGGCCUUGUUCAUUUGGAGCUAUGAGUUUGUAACCCCGCCCUUCCUUACAUUAUUGCAUUAAAAGGAGACUUUAACCCUGAGUGUAAAGAAAGUAAUUCCCACUGAAAAAGCUUUUGGAAAAACUAAUCUUUAUACCCUUGAGCCACAGAGCACCUCCCAUCACUUCCUGCUUCUGUACUGUAUUGGCUUUAUCAGCCCUACUAUCCUGUAUCUAGUCUUGUAGAACAGUAUAUAGAUCUGAUCUUAGUGACUUUUUAAACAUAGUUUCUUGUUUUGCUUGUUGCUGGUUGCUUCUUUUGCUGAAAGAUCAUGCAAAUCCUUAGUGGCUACACAGUAGCAGAAUCCAGAAAUCUAUGUGGAUAUGUGCAUAAUUUUCUUUAAGGAAACUCUAAAUUGUAUCAACUUUGAGACCAAAUUUACCAAUUGCUUCAGUGAUUUAGAUUUAUGUUAAUUUCAAGGACUUCAUUAAGUUUCUUAAUCCUCAUUUAAUAGGCCCUAAGAGAUGAAGUGAUUUGCCUUAGGUGGCCCAGCAAGCCAGUUGUAUAUUCAAUUUUUAUUUAUCUAAAACCCAAAUUUCACAGGGUAAAAAAAGCCAAAGCUUCUACUUAAGUGACCAUACUCCCUCUGCAUUUUUGUUUUCUUAACUCUACAAUUACUUUUAUACCAAUUUUCCCACUUGUAGGUUGGGUGAGUGAUAUUGAUGGACAGAUGAGAGGCAUCAAAGACUGGCUAGAACAAGACAGAAAUGGAGCUGCUGUAUUUGGACCAUACUAUGUCCUGGUGGUUGUUGGUUUGGUAAUGUGUCAUGUACAAUUGCAAAUGAAAAGAAAGCACUGACGUUAAGAGCUCCUAAGGAGUAGGAAGAAGGAACAAUAGGAAGAUCCCAAGCUCAUCUCAUUCCGUGGACACAAUGAAGCAACAACUGCAUGGAUUGCAACUAACUCUGAAAACAACCUGAAGACUGGCAGAGAUCAUUGACAGCUGGUUGUAGAGAGAAGGCCACAUCAGAAAGAGGUGGAGACAUGGUGGAGAACCAGACCCCUGACAAUGCCUAAUCACAAAUGGGAAUGAUAUCACAAGCACAGAAGAGUGAGAGGAUCAGACCUCACACCAGACCCCCUGGCCCUGGGGAUCCACCCUGGAAAGAAGAGUCCCCAUAAUAUUUAGCUAUGAAAUCAGUGGGGCUUGGCUCUGGGAGAGAUGGAAGGCUACAGGAAAUGAAGCCCUUCAAGAGCCAGGACACUAAAUAAUAAGGUCCAACACAGUGCAGAAGGAGCACUUUGCAAAACACCUGGGGUAUACUUGAAGGGGAUUUAGUGACUAAUUUUAGGACAUGUGCCAAAGGGACAGGGAUCUACAGGAGAUUUCUCCAGGAACAAAAGUGGUGGAUGCCAUUUUCUUGCCCUCCCCAGCCUAGGUAGCCAGAUGCUUAUGGGAGCCAGUUCUAAUACUUUCCAUCUACCUUGCUAGGACCCUGUGCCCACCCUGGAGUUCCCCUGCAGACCCACCAUACCCAGCAGGCAACACUGGUAAGAACUGGUGCCCCUUCUAAGCGACCCCUGCCCUGGGGACAGGAGGCAGAGAUAACCCUACAAACCAGCAUGCCCACAGUUCUUGGGGCUGGGCCUCUUUGCUGACUGUGCAGGGAGAAGGCCCUGUACUUUGGGGUGCCCACAGCUUUUGCAAUGGCUAACUGCAUCCAGCCAUGCUGAGGACAGGCCCUGCCCACCAGUGAUCCCACAGCUGCUGUAGACAGGACCCUCAACAGCAUGGAGAGCAAAUCCUGCCCUGUAUGCCUGCAACAGAUGCGCUGAAGGCCAUCUGAGGGCCAACCAGUGGCAUGCCCACAGCAAUCACACCUUAUCAAAAACAGGAGAGUACAUGCAGCCCACACAGGGGCCAUCCCUGGAGCACCCAGCUCUGAAGACUCGGGUGGGGGGAUUGUGUACAGGACACCACAGGACUGCUUCUACACAAGGCCACUAAUUUCAAGACCAGAAGACUUAGACAAAAUGAGGAGACAGAGGAAUAUAUCCCAAAUGUAAGAAUAAGACAAAAUCACAGAAAAAGAGAUCAAAGUAAUGGCCAUAAAGAAACUCACUGUACUUGAAGAAAGUGGAUGAACUCAGUGAGAACUUCAACAAAAAUGAUAGAAAAUAUAAAAAAGAACCAGUCAGAGAUGAAGAAUUCAAUACCUGAAAUGAAAAAUACCCUAAAGGGAAACAGCAGACUAGAGGAGGCAGAAGAACGGAUCAGUGACCUGGAAGACCAGGUAAGGGGAAGCACCCAAGCUGAACAGCAAAAAGAAAAAAAGACUAAAAAAUAAGAGUAGGUUAAGGGACCUCUGUGACCUCAUCAGGCAUAAUUACAUUGGCGCAUCACAGGGAUCCCAGAAGGAGAAGAUUAUGAAAAUAGCUGAAAACUUCCCUAAUCUGAGGAAACAGACAUCCAAAUCCAGAAAUCACAGAGAGCCCUAAAUAAGAUGAACAAAGAAUGUCCACACCAAGACUCAUAAUAAUUACAAUGACAAAAAGUAAUGAUUAAGAGAAUUUUUAAGGCAGCAAGAGAAAACAAAUAGUUACACACAAGGAAAACCCCAUAGGCUGUCAGCUAAUAUUUCAGCAGGAACUUCGCAGACCAGAAGAUGGUAUGAUGCACCGAACAGCUGAAAGGAAAAAAAAAAAAAAAAAAACACCUAUAACUAAGAAUACCUAACAAGGUCAUCAUUCAGAAUUGAAGGAAAGAUAAAGAGUUUCCCGGACAAACAAAAAUCAAAGGAUUUCAUUACCACUAGCCAGCCUUACAAAAAAAUGUUAAAGGGAAUUCUUUAAAAAGAAAAGGUCAUAACUAGGAGAAAAUGAUGAAAAUUUCACUGGUAAAAACAAAUAGUAAAGGUAAUAGAUUAAUCACUAAUAAAACCAGUAUGGAAGUUAAAAUGCAGAAGUAGUAAAUUCAAUAAAGUUAGUCAAGAGGGACGCCUGGGUGUCUCAGUCGGUUAAGCGGCUGCCUUCGGCUCAGGUCAUGAUCCCAGGGUCCUGGGAUCGAGUCCCACAUCGGGCUCCUUGCUCGGCGGGGAGCCUGCUUCUCCCUCUGCCUGCCUCUCCCCCUGCUUGUGUUCUGUCUCUCUCUCUGACAAAUAAAAUCUUAAAAAAAAAAAAAAAAAGUCAAGAGAUACUAAAAAAUAUGCAAAAUAAGAGUAAAAAUUUAGUGCUUUUAGAAUGUGUUCAAACUUAAGUGACCAUCAACUUAAUAUAGAUUGCUAUACAUGAAUACCAUGGUAACCACAUAUCAAAAACCUGUAAUAGAUACACAAAAUGUAGAGAGAAAGCAAUUCAAGAAUAACACUAAGGAAAGCCAUUAAGCCACAGGGGAAGAGAGCAAGAAAAGGAAGGAACCCAGAGAACUGCAAAAAUAACCAGAAAAAAAAUUAACAAAAUAGUAAUAAGUAUAUGCCUAUCAAUAAUUAAAUUUAAAUGCUCUAAAGGCUCCAGUCAAAAGGCAGAGGGUUACUGAAUGGAUAAAAAAAACAAGACCCAUCUAUAUGCUGCCUACAAGAGACUUGCUUCACACCUAAAGACACACGCAGACUGAAACUGAAGUAAUGGAAAAAGACAUUGCAUGCAAAUGGAAGUAACAAAAAAGCCAGGGUAGCAAUACUUAGACAAGAUAGACUUUAAAACAAAGACUGUAGCAAGAGACAAAGAAGGGCAUUACAUAAUGAUAAAUCAAUUCCACAAGAGCACAGAACAUUGUAAACAUCUAUGUGACUAAUAUAGGAGCACAUAAAUACAUGAAGCAAAUAUUAGCAGACAUAAAGGGAGAAACACAAUAAUAGUAGGGAACUUUAACACCCCACUUACAUCAAUGAAUGUAUCAUUCAGACAGAAAAUCAAUUAAGGAAACAAGGUUUUAUCAACAUAUUAGACCAGAUGGGACUUAAAUUUGUUGAAACCUGUUUUGUAGCCUAAAACGUGGUCUAUCCUGGAGAAUGUUUCAUGUACGCCUUGAAAAAUGUGUAUUCUGCUGUUUUUGGAUGGAAUAUACUGUGUAUACAGAACAAAGCCAUUAGAAGGAAAUAAAGAUUAGAGAGAAAUAAGACAAAAAAAAAAAAAAAAAAAAACACCAAAACAUAGAAAA